AUCCCCUAGUUAGCACAUUUGGCACAUGUUUUAUUGUAUUUUAUCCUAUAUAAACUUUAACUGUACCUUUCUAAGGUUGCAGAAUCCUUGCCCUCUGAAAAGAGUAACAAUAAAUCUUUUCCACCUUGAAUUAAAGAAUGCUUGAGUCUGUGAAUUCAUUCCAGACAACCUGUCCUGUACUCUGGUCUUUGAGGGGUCACAACCUCUCAACCUCUCAGCCCACAACAUUUAUGGCGCCCAACUUGGGGCUAGCCUGAAGUCGCAAGCCUUCUUCCACUCAAGGGUUGUCCAGAUGGAAAGAGUGUUGAUGAAUCUGCUUCCCGCACAGUGAGAGUAUGGAGAGAAAAGACCCACCCAGAAGCAGCCCGAGAAGGCUAUUGGCUAAACUUGGCAAAGUAAUGGAGAGAAAACAAAUGGCUCAUCGCUUCAGCAUGGCAGCUGCUGAGUCAGAUAAGGACUCUGGAUUUUCAGAUGGAAGCUCAGAGUGCUUGAGCUCUGCAGAGCAAAUGGACUCAGAGGAUGUGCUGAACACCCUAGGCUGGCACGGAGAAGAUGGGCCCCGACAGAACUCCACAAUAGCGAGUAAUUCCUUUCCAGCUCUGUCUUCCAUGGUUGUCAUGAAGAAUGUGUUGGUCAGACAGGGCAGAAAUUCAUCCCAUCUCCAGUCUUGGACUGUCCAGCCCUCUUUUGAAGUGAUUCCAGCUCAGCCACAGCUAGUAUUCCUUCAUCCAUCUGUGCCACCUCCUGUCAGCCCAUACCCUGCUGGCGAAAAGAAAAAUGACUCCAGAAACUACUUGCCUAUUCUAAACUCUUACACCAAAAUAGCUCCACAUCCAGGCAAGAGGAGCCUUGCCCUCACCCCAGAGGACAGAGGAGAAACCGGGGUGCAGAAGCGAGUCUGUACAGAGAGACGCCGGACAAGCUUGUCUUCCACUGGGCUAACCAAGACCAAUACUUUUCCAUCUAACCCUUCUGCUCCAGGGCCACCCAACACAAAACGCGCUCAGGAGUCGGUUCAGCAACGUUUGUCAUCUUUGGUGACAAGUCUGCAAACUGUUCCUGGUAGUCCAUCAGUGUCCAGUAGCCGUAUGGCUAAAACUCCAAAUUUGACUUUUGCUUCCCCUGCUAGCCCCCUUGGCUCAUCUGAUAGCACUUUGCAUGGGUUAGAGAGUCCCAUGCCACUGUCGGCGUUAUCAGCUCCCUAUGGCCCACCUGGAGCAGGAGACCAAGUCCGCCAGCCUCUGGAAACCUUCCCUGAGCAGCAGCAGAGCAGGCACAGGCGCUUCCGGAACACCCUGGUGAUCUUGCACAGGUCCGGCUUGUUGGAGAUCACUUUGAAAACCAAGGAGUUGAUUCGGCAGAACCAGGCAACUCAGGCUGAGCUGGAUCGGCUGAAAGAGCAGACGCAGCUCCUGAUGGAGGCCACAAAGGGCAGUGCUCCUCAGGCUUGGGCCAGAUUACAGGAGUCUUUAACGUCUGUGUCCAGCCCGACUGGAAGUCACUUUGAGGCGCUAUCUGCUCAUGCAAACAUAUAGCCUAGGAGGCGUAUUCUGCCAUCAUCUGAGUGAUGCUAGUGCUUCUUACUGAUACUUGCUCCUGUCCCCCAAAGCUUCUAAAGGAGCUUUCUUUUUGUUUUAAAGUUGAAGAGUAUGCUCAUGAGGCUCACUUGUGAGAGCACCUGCCGUUAACUGGCUCUUGUUGCUAACCUGUGCACUGUGCCCGUAUUAUGUCACACUUCAACAGGAGCCUCAGGCUGGAGCUGUCCCUGGACCCUGCAUGAAUCAGGUGGUAGGAAUAAGAGACACAUGCUAUGGGGAUAGGAGAGAUUAUUCUUCUGAGCUCUCCUAGCAAUUAUCCAUUCAUUAAGGAGGCUUACAGAUGCAUCAGCAUGGGAAAGAACACACACACACAUGCGCGCGCACACGCACACACACACACACACACACACACACCCCUCUGCACACACAUACACACACAAUGGGUCCUGUGGAAUCUGUUAGACUGGAGAGUAGAGAACCCAAAGGGUUCUGAUGGAUUUUUGCUUACUUGUCUUAGUCACAUCUAAAAACAGGUGGAGGUAUGCCUACAUUAUUGCUGCAUUCCACAGAUAGAAUGCCACUUGGUCCAAAUCUGAAAUUCCUUUGGUGCAAGUUUGUUGUAAUAUGCAAAGCAGCCUAAUCACUUAAGAUUUAAUUUUCUUAAACUGGAGAAUUGAGGUGAAAGUGUAAUAGCAUUAGACUGACAUUAGCUGCAGAUUUUUGCAUACAAACCAGAUUGCUCUGCAUCAGGGCUUUACACCUGAGCAAAAUAAGAUUUCUGAAGUAUUUAGUGGAUUGCAUAACAUCUAGAAUUCUCUAAUAAGAACCUGGCAGUGUUGUUGUUUGAUGGAUUGAUUGUUUGACUUGGUAGCCUGGAGAAAGUUACCAAGAACUCAUAUCAUUUUGUUUGUAUCCGUCUAGUUCAGGUGGCUGUGCUUUUAUUCCUCUUCAUCUGUGAGAUAACUGGACCUGUAUUGAGUCUAAAAAUUCUCACAUCAAUUUGAGGGGAUGCCCAAAGUGAAGUUUACCCUGCGCUUCCCUCACUCUCUUGAAGGUGUGAGGGAAAAAAGGAGAGCUCUUUUAGGGGGCAUACCUCGAAUUCUGUAAAAUUCUCCUGAGAUUGUGAGCUUCUCUUCAAGUUUAUCACUUUCCCUUCAAAUCCUAAAACUUGCGCUGGCUUCCAGUAUUACAGAGGGGCUGAUGAUAUCAUACCAUCUUCCAUCAUCUGUUUGAGAUUGCUGAAUCUGCUGUAGAGACUUAGGUCACUGAUCCAAGUUCAUAUGGAAAGGAAGGAUAUGAUCAGAUUUCCUAGACUUGACAAAAGCAUGACGCUUUUCUGUUGGAGCAGAAAGGUAAAACAGGUUUUUAGGUGAUAAAGUCGUAGGCCCAGAAAACUUUGUAAUCCUUUGAUUUAAAUAUCUCGUUAUCUGGAGUUCUACCUCUGUGUGUAGGAAAUAAUUUUCAUUAUGCAGAUAACAGAAAAAUAUGCAGAGACUUCAGCUUUUCAACAAAGAAAUUCUUGAAGUUUGAACAAGCUGAGGGUAAUCCUCUUUAUCUUAUGGGAAUAACUCUAACAUAAUAGAAAAUUUCUUACUUGGAUCAUAGGAAAAGGACCCAGAGCCCCACCUCCCUUCCUUUUUUGGUAUUCAGAAAUUAAGAUUUUGAAACCGUUGAUUUCAAAAGAAUCAUACAACAUAGGCAUUAAUAAUUCUUAUUACGUUUAUCUAGACUCUGCUCUAAUCAGUGCAGAAUUUUUACCUGCCUUGUGUUUUCUGGAGAAAGUUCAAUCAAGAGCAAGUUGUGGCACCAAACAGAGUCUCUUGUCCUUUGACGAUCUUCUGGCCCAACUCGCUUACUUCCUCUGUGUCUGUUUGCAUGGUACUAGAGCAGUGGCACACUGUGCAGCCUGCUAAGAAACUUCCUUUUGGCAGAUCAAUUUGGCAUUGAAGCCAUAGAGCCAGGUGCUUUCCGGAACAGCCUGGACACCACUUAUGAGCCUUACUGUUUGGCAGAACUGAGAACACUUACUGGGAACCAAAUUUAUUUCAUCAGAAAAAUCCGCUGUGGAGCUGUAAGCUUCUUGUGUUCUUCUUCCCAGAUUAAGGUUUCCAUUUUGCUUAGUGUCACAGCAAAAGAUGAUGAAAGUGGUCAUUGAUCCUUAUUACUAAAUGGAGAUAAGAAACAGAUAUGAUUCAGGAUAAUCUUUCUGUUCUAGAUGCCUCAGAGCUGGAAGCCUUAUUAAGAUUGUUUUUCUCUCUUUGAUUAAACUGUAAGUAGCUAGAUCUGAAUGGAGAAUCUAGACAUGGGAAGGUGGAGGGAGAUGCAUUGAGGCCAGCAAACUGGACCAGAAGCCAGAUCUGCGUGUGGGAAAACGACUCUUGGGCUGAUCAGGAAGAUAUCUGCUCCACUGGUUGGACGAGGCUGUAAGUAGCAUUGGUCUCGCAGAUGCGUAGUGGGGUCUAAUAUAUGAAGCAGCAAAUAUUUUCUGUGAGUGAUAAGUCAGUCGUGGCAUAGAUCUUAUCCAGAAGGUGCCCUAGGUGUAUUUUCAGCCCCUAGAAUUUUAGCUGUUACUAUGAACAACAUGGAAAUGCCUCUAGAAAAAAAAUGAUAUUGGAUUAAAUUGGUUGUGGAAAUGGAGUCAAUGAAGUUUGUAAUCAAUAACUUUUUUGUUGCCUUUUUUCUCCUAAUUCUAGUAUUGAUGUAUGACCCUUAUGACUCUCCUCCCCCUCCCAAUUUCAUGCUACCUGUAGCUAGGAUGUAACUGUUAUGCAUACAUUAAUAUGCAUAUCCAGCUGUGAAUUCUGUAGGGUAGAAAUGUCUUUUGGGGGAAGGAUGCAAUUUUGCAGAAAUUGACUUGACUGUGAAAUUUGAAAGAGAAAUAAAAGUCACCUACUUGAAAAAUG
This is a messenger RNA of Phascolarctos cinereus (koala), 4441 nucleotides long. The record is from RefSeq and is a predicted model, not a curated record. Lineage: Eukaryota; Metazoa; Chordata; Mammalia; Diprotodontia; Phascolarctidae.